This is a messenger RNA of Castor canadensis (American beaver), 3799 nucleotides long. RefSeq names its product butyrophilin subfamily 1 member A1 (gene Btn1a1). Gene Ontology annotation, cellular component: external side of plasma membrane. Lineage: Eukaryota; Metazoa; Chordata; Mammalia; Rodentia; Castoridae. The record is from RefSeq and is a predicted model, not a curated record. Gene Ontology annotation, biological process: T cell receptor signaling pathway; regulation of cytokine production. Gene Ontology annotation, molecular function: signaling receptor binding.
CUCACGUUGUGGUGCCUGGCACUCAGAACCUCUCUUAGGUCUGGGGUCAGCCAAAUUUGACAAUCGUACUUCAAUUAAUGAAACUCUACUAAUCUUGCUUUGCCUAAAGUUCUUAUUUUAACAAUGGGAGACUAUUGAUUAUCUUUGUUCUGAGGACUGUGAUUUUCAAAUGGAGUACCAAGGGCAUAUGUUCCUGGCAAGCUCACAUCAGUAUCCUGCUGCACAGAAAGAAUGUGGAUGGCAAUUUUCCCAAACCCCGCCUCCCGAUGUCUACUCACAGUCAUGAUCCUGCAGCUGCCCAGGCUGGAUUCAGGAUACUUUAAAGUCCUUGGACCCCUGGAGCCCAUCCUGGCCUUAGUGGGCAAAGACUCUGAGUUGCCUUGUCACCUCUCACCCACCAAUGUGAGUGCUGAGCAUAUGGAGCUGCGGUGGUUCCGAAAUAUGUUCUCACCUGCGGUGUUGGUGUACCAGGAUGGGCAAGAGCAACAGGGAGAACAGAUGCCUGAGUACCAAGGGAGAGUGACAUUGGUGCAGGACAGUAUCACCUUAGGGCGUGCUGCUGUGAAGAUACACCACAUCAGAGUCUUUGAUGAAGGGGUGUAUGGAUGUUUCUUCAGAGACAAACACAUCCAUGGAGAAGCCUUCAUGCAUCUGAAAGUAGCUGCUCUAGGCUCCGAUCCUCACAUCACUAUGGAAGUUCAAGAGAAUGGACAGAUCCGGCUGGAGUGCACCUCAGUGGGGUGGUACCCAGAGCCCCAGGUGCAGUGGAGAACUCCCACAGGAGAGAAAUUACCAUCCUCAUUAGAGUCCAAGAAUCCUGACGAAGAAGGCCUGUUCACUGUGACAGCUUCGGUGACCAUCAGAGACAACUCCAUAGACAAUAUGUCCUGUUGCAUCCAGAACCUCCUUCUUGGCCAGAAGAAGGAAGCAGGGGUUUCCAUACCAGCUUCCUCUUUCCUAAUUUGGAAAACCUUGAUGUGGCCUGUGAUAUUUGUGGGACUUAUCGUCAUUGGAACAUUUUUCUCCUGGAAACUGUAUGGGAAAAUAGUCAGAAAGAGAAAGGACAAAACUGGUCACAUAGAAUGGCAAUUGGCCCGAUUGUAUGCAGUUGAUGUGACUUUGGAUCCAGACACGGCCCACCCCUACCUCUUUCUAUAUGAGGAUUCAAAAUCAGUUCGACUGGAAGAGUCACAUCAGAAACUGCCUAACAAACCAGAGAGAUUUGACUCCUGGCCCUGUGUGUUGGGCCAGGAGGCCUUCACUUCAGGAAGACAUUACUGGGAGGUGGACGUGGGAUACAGGACUGACUGGCUGGUUGGAGUGUGUAAAGAGAAUGUAAUAAGGAAAGGAUUUAUCCUCAUGUCUCCCAAGACUGGCUACUGGGUUAUGGAGUUGUCUGAAAAGGCAUACUGGGCCCUCACCCAACCCCGGAUCCCUCUUGUAUUGGCAGGAGCUCCUCGUCAGGUGGGGAUUUUCUUGGACUAUGAAUUAGGAACUGUCUCCUUCUACAAUGUGAAUGACAGAUCCCAUAUCUAUACUUUCCCCAAGACCUCUUUCUCUGGCCCCCUUCGUCCUUUAUUCUUGUUGUGGACUUGUGAUAAGAACCCCCUGAUCAUCUGUCCAAUUGUUGAUAAGCCACCAAAAGUCACAGUCCUUGUUGAUGCCCAAAGCCUUUAAAGAGAUUUUGUUGUCUCCCAUAGUAGAAUUGUCGUCACUCAGAAGUAGAGAUAUUCUCCUUUCUAAACAAGUAACAACUCACUCCAGCCACAGGCUCCUUCAGCCUCCUCACUUCAACCAAUAAGCAAGAGGUCUUUGCUCUUUAACCUUUCUCUAAUUUCUGUCCCUUCUCCUGAAGCUGUAGCUGUUGCUGUCAUACAGACCCUCAGUUACUUCUGUUGGCAGGAAUUAGGUUUAAGAAAAUAGGGAUGCAACUGGACUGGCAGAUUGUUGGGGACUUCUUAAUGUGCUUUAAAUCACACAGGUUCAGGGAAGUUGGAGUAAAGUUCAAGGACACAUAAAUUAAGAUUGAGUUGAGCAUGAGUGUGAUAGGAAACAACUUGGGAUCCAGAAUAGAAGUGAUGUGUGUGUGUGUGUGUGUGUGUGUGUGUGUGUGUGUGUGUGUGUAUAUAUAUAUAUAUACACACACACACACACACACACACACACACUCAUGAAGAAAGGUUAUAGAGAAAGAAAAGAUCUCAAGCUGAAGCCCACAUAGGAUAUUCAGGGAGAAUACAGAAAGAAAAUGAAGUGAAACCUGACUAAUAGUGAAAUAAGAAUGGCACCUUGGAAUUUGGCAGGUAUACAUUCUCCAAUUUUUGGUUCCAUAUCUAAUAGGGUAACAAAAUCCAGCCCUUCUUUUGGUUCUGGAUGGCAGACUGACAGAAAGAUGGGCUAAGAAAUGCAGAAAUGAGAAGGAUCUGCAACAAGGCAAUAUGAGGGAUUCUGGGUAGAACUCAAGACUGAUUUUCACAAUUUACAUCCAACCCUGAUCCCUUCCUCCUCCUCAUCCUACCCAUCCCUUAUUCAGAUCUUGACCUAACAUCACUCUGAGUUGUCUUCUCCCCUCCAUAGCUUUAUCAGCUCUGCACUUUAGAGAAAUUAUUGACUUAAUGUUUUCACCACUUUGAGCCUUAGCUUCUUGUUCCCAGGCUCAUUUAUCCAGUCUCCCCAUACUCUGCCAUUAUCUUUGGACAUGCUCAUUACCAACUACCAUCCUUUUCCAUACCUCCCACACCCAACCACUCUUCACAUGUAUAAAAUCUGUUCUGUUUACAGGUUGGUUUUCUUUAAUGUAAACCAUGUCCCGUUUACUCAUACUCAGUGUUUGUCCUUAUCAGAGUUUUAUGCCAUUGAGGAAGGGAUUAUUUGAGUCCAUAAUACACCAAAAACUGAGUCCAGCCAAUCACAGAGAAAUACACUAGAAUAUCUAAUGCUAUUUCACUAUAUAGUCUUCCUCUUGGUUUACAGUUACAAUUUGAAGAAGCCCAAAACCAUGACAAUUGUAUACCAAAAAUUGCAAUUUCUUACCCACCUUUAGCCUCUUGUCACAGUGUUGUCAUGUGUUGUGCUGGAUCCAGCUGCAUCCACUUGGGAGUUUGGAUCUAGAAGGUCUCCCAAAGGCUCAUUUGUUAAAGGCUUGGUCUCCAACUGGAAGUGCUACUGAAAGGUGGUGGAAACUUUAGACAGUAGGGCCUAGUUGGAGGAAGCAAGUCAUUGAGGAUGUGACUUUGAAAGGUAUGUUGAGAUCCCCACCUCUUCUUUUCUCUCUUCUUGUUUCCUGAUGGCCAUGAGGUAAACAAUUUCUUUCACCAUGUGUUCCCUACACAACAUAAGGCAACACAGGCCAAGCAACCAUGAACUGAAGCCUCUGAAACCAUAACCCAAAAUAAAUCUAUCUUACUUUUAAAUUAUUGAUUUCAGGUAUUUUGUCACAGCAACAGAAAACACAUUGUUAAAUUUUGAUGAAUGUAAUGAGCUAAAAUCAUUCAUAGUAGAAAUUGCCAAGCCAUAUAAAACAAAUCUUUUUUUUUCCUAUUUGUUUGCCACUGCUUUGUUCCCAUUAUUCAGUAAAUAUCUUUUCGUUACAUUUCUUUCUAGUAAACUACAUUCACUUACUUAGAAGGUAAAUCUCUAUAUUGACUAUGAAAUGCUUUAAUUUAUUUUUUAGGAAUUAGGAUAACUUUGCUUAAAUUAUUACUAUUGUUGAUGUUUUUGUUAGUGUUCUGGAAAUAAGCCUCCAUGAGAGUUUUAGUUGUCUGAGCCUAGCCUUGUUUUUUUCCAUAUGCCCUGGUUU